GCUAGCUUCACAGAAAACCAAAAACAAGUGUGUUUGAGAUAAAUUAACAAUCGAGUACUAUAAGAAAAGUAGGGCAGAGAAAUGGCAAAAAGUUUGCAGCCAUUCUUGACUAACUAUAGUCCUGGACAGUAACAAUACCGUCCCAAAUUAUUUCAAUUCAGCCUCCUCACUCAUCGUCCUGCAAUCAAACACCAUGGAUCUGCGCUGGUCCCUUCUUGGCCUAGCGGCCUUUGCUUUAUUUGUGAAAAUUACUAGGUCCAAGGAUCGACCGGCAUCACCAAACAACAAGAACAACAUGGAUCUGAGCAAACCUCAAGUCGGAGCCUCUUCGUCUUCGUCUUCGUCUUCCUCCUCUUCUUCCACCCAUUCGUUCACACACGAUGUCUUUCUGAGCUUCAGAGGUCCGGAUACGCGCAACAAUUUCACCGGCCAUUUGUACCGCAAUUUGGUUCAGGAGGGAAUUAACACCUUCAUUGAUAAUGACCUUACAAGAGGAGAAGAUAUAACAAAGGAGCUUCUCGAUGUAAUUGAAGGAUCAAGGAUUUCCAUUGUUGUAUUUUCUGCCAACUAUGCGUCUUCGAAGUGCUGCUUGGAUGAACUUGUCAAGAUCUUUCAAUGUAAAGAAUCCAAGCAACAAAUUGUUUACCCAAUUUUCUACAAGAUAGAUCCGUCGGAGACACGGUACCAGAAGGGCCAGGUUGGUGAAGCAAUUGCUCACCUUAGCAAAUACAAGGGUAACUCAGAGAAGGUGGAGAGUUGGAAGGCAGCUCUUCAACAAGUAGCCAGUUUGUAUGGGUGGCAAAUCAAGGAUGGAGGGCAUGAAGCGAAUGUCAUUGAUGAAAUUGUUAAAGAGAUAUCAACCAAAAUAAUGAAAUGCACCCCUUUAAAUGUGGCAAAAUAUCCUGUUGGAAUAGAAUCUCGUGUAGAUGACAUAUGUAAGCAGUACUUAAAUGUAGGGCAAGACAAUCCUCACAUGGUAGGGAUAUGGGGAAUUGGCGGAAUAGGAAAGUCAACACUUGCAAAAGCUGUUUUCAAUUCAAUUAGCCAUGAGUUUGAACAUAGCUGUUUCUUGAGAAAUGUUAGAGAAGAAUCAUUUUCAUAUGGAGGUCUUGUCAAGCUACAAAACAUUUUUCUUUCUAAGAUUAUAGAGAGGAAUCCACCUAAGGUGAACAAUGUUGAUGAAGGAAUCACUGUGCUAAAGCAAAAACUAAGCCAGAAAAAGGUUCUCUUAGUUCUUGAUGAUGUGAACCACUUGGAUCAGCUAAGAGCACUUGCCGGAGGGUGUGAUUGGUUUGGCCAAAGAAGUAGAAUUAUCAUAACAACAAGGGAUACAAAUUUGCUAAGUGCUCAUACAGUCAAUUAUUCAAUAUAUGAGGUCAAGGAAUUAAAUCAUCAAGAAGCUUUGGAGCUCUUCAAUGUCAAUGCCUUCAAAGGAAAUAAAUGUAUGGAUGAUUUCUUUGAACUUGCAACUAAUGUAAUACGUUAUGCUAAAGGGAUUCCGUUAGUUUUGGAAGUUUUGGGGUCAGAUCUAUGUAGUAAAGAUAAGGAUGAGUGGAAAGAUGCAUUAGAGUAUUACAACAAAUAUCCUAACCAAGAUGUUCAGCAAACUCUCAAAAGAAGUUACGAGGGAUUGGAGGAUCGGAUGAAAGAAGUUUUUCUGCAUAUUGUAUGUUUCUUUAAAGGUUAUAAAGAAGGCUCUGUGAUCCAUGUACUACAAAGAUGUGACCUGAAUCCCAAGUAUGCUCUCAGAGUCCUCGUAGAAAAGGCCUUAAUAAAAAUUGAGAAAUACAAUAGGAUUUGGAUGCAUGACCUUUUAGAAGACAUGGGAAAAGAAAUUGUUCGGCAAGAGUCCCGUGAUGAGAUAGGACAACGCAGUAGACUGUGGCUAUAUGAGGAUGUUCGCGAAGUUCUUGAGGAAAACAAAGGAACAGAUAAAAUUAAAGGCAUCGUGUUGAGAAGAGAAGAGAUGUAUAGAGGAGACAUAAAGUUGAAUCGCGGAAGCUUCACAAACUUGAAAAAUCUUCAAAUUUUUAUAGCCGAUUCCAAUGAUGAUCAUAAUAAGAUACUUUGUGGAGAGGGCGUGGAUUAUUUCCCCAACAAGUUGAGGGUCCUUGACUUAAAUGGUUUCUCGCACAUGGGUGGGCCCUGCACGAAUUCACUAGGCGAGGGAUUGAAGAAUAUGCGGUAUUUGAAAUAUAUCAAAUUGUGGGACUGUUAUGGUUUAACAAGAAUUCCCGACUUGUCUGGAUUAACAAGCUUAGAGUAUUUGUAUCUGUCUGAUUGGCAUGAUUUAGUUGAAGUUCAUCCUUCGGUUGGCCGUCUCGAUAAGCUCGUCGUUUUGAAACUCAUCUGUUGUUUUAAGCUGCAUAUGUUUCAAGAGAGGAUCAACAUGAAAUCUUUGGAAACUCUGAAUCUCCAUUGGAGCUCGCUUAAGUUCUUCCCUGAAAUUGAGGGAGACAUGAAAUCUUUGAAUCGCCUGGAUCUAAGUCGCACUGACAUCAAAGAGUUACCUAGCUCAGUUGGAAAUCUCACUGGCCUUAAAUCCUUGUCUCUAUAUGAGUGUGAUAGUCUCAGGGAUAUACCAUCGAGCAUUUUCUAUGAAUUGCAAUGUCUGGAGAAGCUUGAUCUACGGAAAUGCUCUAACCUUGUUACAUUUCCAACAAAGUCAGAAUCACUUCCUCCUCCACCGGUCUUUUCAACUAACCUCACUUCCAGAUUACAAGUUCAUCUGAACGAUUGCAAGCGGCUUGAAGAAAUUUCAGAAUUUCCACGAGAAAUAGAUGGCUUAUAUGCGUGGGAUUGUCAGUCAUUGGAAAGAAUUUCAAAGUUGUCAAAAAUUUUGGGGGGUAAAGAUUCAAAAAUGUUCAGUGAGUUGGACUUGAUACGCUGCGAGAGACUCUGCGACAAUCUGGCUCGUGGAGUAGUAUCAGAGGUUGAAGUUGACAAGCGACUAUUUCAUCUGGCCCAGAAGAGAAACAAGAUGACAGAGGAAUCGACGGGAAAGGCAGACAAAUUGACGGCUCUGCUGACUCUUUUUUUCUCUUGUGCGAAAUCUGAAGAAUUCCAAGUACAAUUUCCCGCAAGUGCUCCGAUUCCAAACUGGUUCACCUGCCGUCAGGAUGUGAAUUGGGAUGCGAAGUGGCUGAUAAAUAAAGAGCAUGAGUUUUGCAUUGAAAUUCCUCAAAACUCCAAUUGGGACAACAAAGGGUUGGCUCUCUGUAUUCAAUUGAGUUCUCUUCGGGCCACUCUUUUUGUUUACAUCAAUGGAAUAAAGUUUGAUGAGAAAUCCAUGUCUGACGAUGUGUGGGUGCAUUACAUUCCAUUCGUUACAGUAAUAAGGAGGUUGAGUGAGUGUGGGAUGCCACCACCUGAUAUGUUUCGAGUUAUGUUUCGUACUGAAAACAUUGCUGUAUACUUAGGAAAGCCUUUGUGGGGAAGCUGGGGAGUCCACCUGAUCGAAGAUUUGGAAGGAGAAGGUAUAUGCUGAUUCUGCUGCCACUGAGGAUGACGUUGACACACCCAAGGUACAAAACACUUACCUCGGACGAAGUACUCCUUUGAAAACAUGAUGCUCGAUCAUCAUCAUACAAUGUUAAGGAGUUCAAUCUAGAGGAAAUGAUUGAGUGAGUCUUUGGAAUCAAACCUGUAGAGCAUGAUCAGUGGACUUGAUAAGACCUACAACGAGGGUCUAUAUGUCUGAAUUCCUUGUCUGUUCCAGAGCAGUAAAGAUGCACACAUUGAUCAAUGUUCCAAAAAUAAAAGGACAGGUAAAACUCCUUAUGCAAUGGCUUUAUUAAGUUGAGUUGCGACGGAACUAGAUGCUCCAGAUAUAGCUGAUACAAUAGGGCAAGUGGACUAUGUACUUCAUUAGCAUGGAAGGUUGGACCUACCUUGGAUUUCAUUCAUUUUACCAUGGCUAGUCAAACACGCCUCAAGAGGGUUUUGGUCUCUUUGCAGCUUUGGUGGCAUAAUGAAUCCCGGUCAAUUGUCACUAUCCCAUUUGCGGGUAUAAUGCAUUUUGUUUCACUAGUUUACUUCCAAUCCAGGUUGUGCAGACCUUCUGUGAAGUUCUUGAUGAAUAUUCUGAUUAAUUUGAGAGGAAAACAGCGUUUGGGCCUCCUAAGAAAAAGGCAAUACUUGCCUGUUGCAAGUUUGAGUCAUCCUUGAUAAAAAGGUUCAAAGGGGUAAAAGAGUUGAGGAAAACAGCAUUUGGGCUUCUUAAAAAUGUCUGCCCAGAUUGAGGAGGACACUGAUGCGGAAGAGCUGGAGGCGGGUGGAAGCAUUUCACCAAAAACUUAUAUUGGAACAACAUGGUGAUCAAUCAACAUAUAUAAGUUGCUGAGAUUUUAAUGGCCCAGCAAGUGUGGGAUGAUAUGCUCAACUUGAGGAAGGAAUUUGUUUGUUCAACUAUGGUACAGAUUUCUGCUUCCAUUUGACUACUUUUAAACUUCUCUGUUUAUUUUGUAGACAGACUGAUCUAAUCAGUGGGAUGCCAAACUGAUCGAGAUUUAAUUAGUUUAGUACUGGGUUCUACUCUACACUCAUUUUUGCAACUCUUGAUAUUUGGAAAGGUGAAAAUCAGCAAUGUUGUCCUCUAAAGGGAAGCUAAGAUGAAUCUAGAGGACUGGUGGAGACAAUAAUGAGUCACUGAGUUUAGUUAACUUGUUUUUCUAUAAGUGACUACUGCAGACAAUCUUUGCAAUAUGUAUUAAAGGUUGGUCUUAUGGGAUUUGAACUUUUGAAGGUGCUGUCUCCUAAUUACAUGCGCGCAAUGAUCUAUGUAGAAUGCAUUGUAAAGGUUCGUCUUGUGGGAUUUGAACUUUGAAGGUGCUGUCUCCUAAUUACACGUGUGCAAUAAUCUAUGUAGAAUGCAUUGUAAAGUGCUUUCAAGAAGAUUUUGGAUUCUUGGUAGCAGCCUUGCAUGGUGUAUUACAUCCCUACUUUUUCGGUCAGUUCUCAGCAUUACCAGAAGCAGUCUGGAAAUGGCAACAUGGAUUCUGCAUUGUACAUCUGCAUACCAAUGCAAUCAUUUUGAUUUUGCACAGCUCAUGUCUUAGAGAGAUCAUGAUCCUACCUCUGCAGUAGGAAUACAAAACCCACACGACUACUUUAAAUACUCAAGUAGCCCAAACCGCCAACACAAAUUGUCCCAACGGGUGCAAGGUUAACGUUGACAGAGUACUGCUGCUCUGUCUCUGGAAGAAUUGGUGCAGGAGAAUAUUAAGAAGGAUUUUAGCAACUGGAUCAAAUUAAGGUUUUUCUGUAAGCAUUGCUCUUGAUACAAUCAUGAAAGCUGAAGUCUGGGGUUUGUUCAAGGGUCUUCUUAUUCCAGCUUAGUUAAUCUGCAAAGAGCCUAUUCUGUGACACUGGCUCGGACAUCUCAAUGACUUAUAUAGCUACAAGGAAGUUAAUGAAACGGCAGAUAACUUGCCAAGCUCGAUUGCAUGAA
This is a messenger RNA of Rosa chinensis, 5449 nucleotides long. Its product is annotated as disease resistance protein RUN1. The record is from RefSeq and is a predicted model, not a curated record. NCBI's taxonomy places the organism in Eukaryota, Viridiplantae, Streptophyta, Magnoliopsida, Rosales, Rosaceae. The transcript is spliced from 12 exons. Gene Ontology annotation, biological process: defense response; signal transduction. Bases 194 to 3487 code for a protein of 1097 amino acids. Gene Ontology annotation, molecular function: ADP binding.